UUGCCCGCUAUAAAAAUGGCGGCCGGGGAUCACGUCGACGUCAGGAGCCGCGAAUGUGACGCAAAGGCGUUGCUAUGACAACGGAAAAGGACGCCGUUGGCUGUAGCUACCUUUCUAUACCAAGAGGUCCUUCCUUCUCAUGGCGGGUUCACCUUCCUUUCCCGUUGAGCCACCAGGCAAAACAGUCAGCCUCACUGUGCUGGAGGGCCAUGACUUGAAAGGCCUCAAAGGAGACAGUCCGGUGACAUUUGUGCGCGUUGAGUACAACGGCUUCGUCCUUGGUGACUCCCCCAAGAUGGACGCCUCUGCGGAAGGAAGCGUGAAGUAUCAUUUCACCGCCUCUUUUGACAGCCAUCCUGAAGGGUUACACACUUUGGAUGAUAUUGCCCAGAAACCUGUGAUAUUCACUGUGAUUGAAGUCCUGCCAAAGGAGAAGAAGCAAAAAGAUGAAAAGGUGGUGUCGCUCGGACAGGCUGUGGCAGGCCUUCUCCCUCUCCUGCAAGGAUUGUGUUCGUUCAAUGCAACGCUUCCCCUGUAUCCAUUGCCUGGUUCUCCUCUGGAGAACCUCCGACCAGAAACCAAGCCUUCCAUCGAUAUCUUAGUAUCUGUCCAGGAGAGCUUACUGACUCAAAAUCAGCUGACAGAAGGCAAUCUGCUGAGAGUGACCGUUGAAGCUCUCUAUUCUGCCCCUGAGGCAUUUAUCCCCUCCGGUCCUCAAUAUAAUUACAUGGUCGGCUUUCAGGUGCCAGCAGUUGGUGAGAAAGAAUGCCCCUUCCUGUUCAAGAAUGGGACCCUGAAACUUGGCGGUGAGAGAGAACCUCUGCCUCGGCCCAAGAAAUGGCCAGUUGCCAACAUUUUAGCUCUCGGAGGACAGAACAUCCCAGAGGCUUUUGUUGUUGGUGGGGCCUUUGAGGAGGAAGAUGGAGAACUGAAUACCCCAGAGGAACGGGAAAGCAGGAUUCAGGGUGAAACUAUUAAGAAACGGGUCAUAUGGGACUUGGAAAGGCGUUGCUACCUGGAUCCUUUAGCUGUGCUAUGCUUCCGCAGGCGGAUUGUCGACUGUCGUUGUUGGCCUGUGGAAAUUACUAGAGUGCCCCUAGUCACAUCCACGAAAGUCAAAGCUGGCAAAGGAGACAAGGGAAGUGGAGCUAUUGCUGGAGCAGAAGAAGAUCCCAUUUCCUUUCACGGCGUGGCUUACGUCAAUUUAGUGCCUCUGCUGUAUCCAGGGGUGAAGCGGAUCCGGGGAGCAUUCCGAGUUUUUCCUUACCACGACAGUGAAGUGUUUGAAAAGACCAAGUGCCUCUUCAGUCUUUUUCGUGAUGUGGGCCAUCAGGCAAUUCUUAAUAAAUUUGGGCCCAUAGGAAUGUACAGUCCCCACACCAAAAGCAUCCUCGGGAAGAACAUCAAAGAUGACAAGCAACGAGAAAUAAUGCUGAGGAAGCCCUCCAAUAUUGUAAAAAAGGACAUCUCUGAGAUCACAGUAGAGGCUGCCCUGUCUCAAUGCCAGAACUUGGAAGGACAGCAAUAUGUAGAAAACGGAAGUUUUAUUGUGUUAGAGUUUACAUUGGACAGAGCUUUGGUGCCCAAGCGUCUGCCAGAGGAACUUGCCAGCCGAGUGAAAGAGAUGAUUCCUCCACACCCACCACUCCCUCGAAGGACUGCAGGAGCCAUGAAGGCCGUAGAAGAUUACCACACGCAGAUCACCAGCAUUGCUGCAUCCAUCCUAGAUGAGUAUCAUGAGCUCUUUGGAAGGCAGGUGGUCCAAGGGCUUGUCGUUGAUUCUCAGAUCCUGGAAGACCAGAAAUGUCAACUCAACUAUGAGCUGAACACCUCGGGGAAAUAUUUUGCCUUUAAAGAGCAACUCAAGCACGCGGUUGUGAAAAUUGUGCGGGAGAAGUACUUGAAAACAACCGCCUUUGAAACUCUGGACCAACUCCAAGCUUUCCUCAGUGAGUUGUACGUCUACCUGAUGGAUCAGAUGCACGUUGCCUUGAAUCAGGUGCUGUCCCUCCAGACUCCAAGUCCUCCUCCUCCCGUAUACACCACCUUGGAGCAGCUCCAGCUGUUUGCUCGAGAGGCCCAGGUCAACGGAGAGUACGGUUUGGCAUCAACUUACUAUCAGGAGAGGUUGUCUCGAAACCCCCAAGAUAUCCAGAGCUGGUUGGAUUAUGGAGCUUUUUGCCUGUUGACUGAAAACAACCUCAAGGCCCAGGAAUGUUUCCGUGAGGCGGUCGGGCUGGAUGCCAAUCACCUGCCCAGUGUGCUGUUGUGUGGGAUCAUGGCUGUGAUGCUGCAGAAUUAUGAAGAGGCUGAAGUCUUUUUUGAAGACGCCACCUGUGUGGAGCCGAGCAGUGUCGUGGCCUGGACCAUGUUAGGACUUUUCUAUGAUAUCCAGGAAAACUACAUUCGGGUCGAGAUGGCCUUCCGUGAGGCUACCAAGCUCCAGAAGGCCCAUCUGCCCAAAGAGAAACCAAGUCCUCCAAGCAUAGAAGAAGUACCAGUAGCAAAGAAAAGAACGUCAUACCUGGCUUCACGGGCGCAGUCCCUGGUUGGCCCAGAGGACUCUGAAGAAUCUCCAGAAUCCGCAGUGAAAAUCCAAGCAGAGUCUUCAGAGCCAACCAGCUCCCUUCGUGCACCCGAAGAAGAUACCGUACAUAAACCGUUCAAGAGAUUGUCCGUUACACCCAGUAAAUUUAGGAUGAGCACACAGAGAGAAAUUUCCAAACCUGCGGCAGUUGCAUUUGAACCAGACCUGAGCCUGGUCAUACAACAACCCCAGCAAACCACCUCUAUUUUCAUGGAAACAAUAAAAUUCCUCUUGGAUGUCAAUGCCCUUCAGUUUGUUCACAGGGCGCUGGCGCAUGAGUUGAUCUCCCCUCAAGGAGGCCCCAGCUGUGACUAUUACUUGGUGCUGGCCCAGACCUACAUGCUCAAGAAGGAAUAUGACCAAUCAGAAGACAGCUUGGAAACGGCUAUGCAGAUUGAUUACCUGAAUCCAGAGGUUUGGGCUCAAAAAGGCCAUCUCUGCUACUUGACCGGGAAUUUCAGUGAAGCAAAGUCCUGCUAUGAACGCACUAUCAGCUUUGUGACGGACGCGAAGGAUAUGCAUACUGUGUACCUGCGACUGGGAUCCAUCUAUCUGGGAGGCAAGGAGUAUGACAAAGCCAAGCACAUUUACCUUCUGGCGAGUAAGAAAUCACCUUCUUGUCUCACCUGGCUGGGAGUAGGAAUCGCUUGCUACAGGCUCAAAGAGAUGGCCGAGGCAGAAGACGCUCUCUCUGAAGCCAAUGCCCUCAACAACAGCAAUCCGGAAGUCUGGGCUUACCUCGCUUUGGUCUGUAUGAAGGGCGGAAGACAACUGGAGGCCGAACAAUCCUAUAAAUACGCUGUCAAGCUGGAUUUGGACAACCCCGAUCUCCUGCAGGAGGUCAAACAAGUCCAGCUAGAAGUUGGCUUUGGUGACCCAUCGUUUUGAUCACCUCUUCUGCGGCUAUAUUCUAAGCAGGGACCAACAGCUACCAUUUUACACAGCAGGGGAGGUAGGGCAAGGUUGCCAGAUGCUUGCCAACCAUCAGCACAGAGGCGUACUUCCACAUUCUGAAACAACAAUCGCUGUUUGUUUCCAAAGCUUCCAUAAAAAGUUUACACAGCAGUUUAUGAGUUCAUGGAAUUUAGAAGAAGCACAUUGUAGAGAUUCCAUUUCUUCUGUGGAAUAUCCAGCAAUGAAAUUAAAGCCAACCAUAAGGCAACUACAAGGCAUGACUUAUCUACAGGAGUUAAAAAAUGCUGGAGAAAGAUUUUUUUCCCCAGUUCCUGAAAUGGAAAGCCUCAGAAUAAUUCUAGCACAGUAUUUCUCAAGCUUGGCAACUUUUAAGAUGUGUGGACUUCAAACUCCCAGAAUUCCCCAGCCAGCUAACCUAUGCUGUCUGGGGAAUUCUGGGAGUUGAAGUCCACACGCCUCUUUUAAAAAGUUGCCAAGCUUGAAAAAAACUGCUAUAACACAUCACAAUAAUUAGAAGACCUUUGUUGGAGAUAUUUGGAGAAGAACAGGAAGAGGAAUUGGAGAGAGGUUAGUGAACUGCCUCAUUUCAAGACAUUUCUAGGUCUCCUUUAGUGCAAGUGGGUAUUACAACCAAGAGCAGAUUGGGUUUUAUACAUCAUAUUAUUACCUGGGCAAAAUAAAUAUCCAUGAAUGUGAGUUCUUGAUUCAGUUAGUUCAUCCAUGUAGCUCUCUGGAGAUGAUUCCAUCAAGUCAGUUUUGACCUAGUGAUAGAUUUUUGAUCUAAUGGCUAUGUACAUUAUGGAUCCACGUUUAUUUUAUUCACGGCUUUUUCUUGUUGUUGUUUUUUGUCUGCUUCUUGUAAUUGCUUUGGCAGCCCAGAAUUUUGAAAGAGGAAUCUAAAAUACGAUAUGCAAAAGGAUUCAAGAACAGCAGUUUGGGGCAGGUGAUUUAAUAAAACAGUUUGGAUCUGUUUA
Pantherophis guttatus is the source of this 4476-nucleotide messenger RNA. It is a transcript of the gene CFAP70, whose product is annotated as cilia and flagella associated protein 70. Gene Ontology annotation, molecular function: protein binding. NCBI's taxonomy places the organism in Eukaryota, Metazoa, Chordata, Lepidosauria, Squamata, Colubridae. Gene Ontology annotation, cellular component: extracellular exosome; motile cilium. Gene Ontology annotation, biological process: cilium assembly; cilium movement. The record is from RefSeq and is a predicted model, not a curated record.